AAAAAACACAUGACUAUCAUGUGAUUAUGAAUGUACUUUCCCUUUGCUGAAAGACAGGAUGGAGAUUACACUUACAUUUGUUCUGGUUGUGGUAUUUUGUUACAGUGUAUCUUGUGGAGAGUACAAUUAUGGAAGUGUGUACUGUUCAGCCAAAAAGUGUACUUAUAAGAAAGGUGUACUGGAUUACUCUCAUUCAACAGCUGUAGGAGUAUACAAUGAUACAUUGAUGGAGACAGGAUGGGGGAUCCUAGAUAUUAUUUCAGGCAAUGGAAAACCAGCUGAUGAUAUAGACAUAAUGUAUGCUGCUGGGUUUAUAGAGGGAGCACUAACAGCCCCGCGAAUCUACCAACAUUACCUGAACAUCAAGGAUAUUUUCCUGACUGGUAUGUCUACUCAAGCUGUCAAUGAUCUCAAAGAAUUUCUCAAAACUCAAGAUAAAUGGAUGAGAAAGCAGAUAGAGAGCAAUACACCAAAAGAUCCAUUAUGGAGACAUGUUGCCAUGAUAGUAGCACAGUAUGAUGGAUUGGUUGAUGGAUAUAAAGCUACAGCUGACCAGGAUUUAGAAGUAUUUGCAUUCCAAGUAUUGAAUGGAGCAGGAGAUUUGAUAGAUUUAGUGAAGGCAUUAAACCCAGCCUCUGUACCAAACUGGAGAGCUUUUACUCCAGCUGAAGCUAGAUCAUACGUUCAAAGAACAGGCAUGUGCUCAGCCCUUAUUAAGGUUUUAGGAGCUUAUGAAGAUAUUUUUAUGUCGCAUUCUAGUUGGUUUGAGUACCAGGCCACAAUGAGAAUAUAUAAACAUUACAACUUUAAUGUAAAGGACUCAGCUUCAUCAGCUAAAAAGAUCUCAUUUUCAAGUUAUCCAGGUUUUCUGGAGUCAUUAGAUGAUUUUUACUUAAUGAGUAGUAAUAUGGUCAUGUUACAGACAACAAAUAAUGUCUUCAAUCAGACUCUGUACAAACUUGUACAGCCACAAUCUUUGUUGGCAUGGCAACGAGUCAGAGUGGCUAACAUGAUGGCAUCGUCUGGUAAACAAUGGGCUGAUGUCUUCUCUAUGUACAAUUCGGGUACCUAUAACAACCAGUACAUGAUAAUUGAUAUGAAGAAAAUAUCACUUGGUAAAUCUAUAGAUGAUAACGCCCUCUGGGUUGUUGAGCAGAUUCCAUCCCUAGUCAAAUCAGCUGAUACUACCAGUAUUCUACGAACAGGUUACUGGCCAUCCUACAAUGUGCCGUUCUUUGAAGAAAUAUACAAUAUGAGUGGGUAUCCUGGCUAUGUGGCUCAGCAUGGAACAGAAUUCUCAUAUCAACUUGCUCCCCGAGCCAAGAUUUUCCGUCGAGAUGAAGGAAAGGUUGUUGAUCUGAUGUCAAUGAAGAAAAUAAUGAGAUACAAUAACUACGAGAAUGAUCCUUACUCUGAAGGUGAUUCCUGUAAUGCCAUCUGUUGCCGUGGUGAUCUAAAGAAAGAUAAUCCUCGUCCAGAUGGUUGUUACGAUACAAAGGUUUCAAACCUUGCCAUGGCAAUGAAUUUCACAGCAGACAUAAUUAAUGGACCAACACGUGGAACAGAUUUACCUGUGUUUGUUUGGUCAGAUAUCUAUAAACAAUCUCAUGUUGGUUUACCUGAGAAAUAUGACUUCAACUUUAUUAGAACUGCUCCAAAAUGGAAUGUUUGAAUUUGCUUUAUUCAAACAGAGUUUGACCUGAACUUUACAUGAACUUCACCUCUUGUCAGUCAAAAAAAUAGAAUUAUCUCCCUUUCUUAAUGCCAAUUCUUUUUAAGGUUAAAUAACAUUUACAAAGGUUAUAUGGUAGAACAUUAAACAAAUUUUAACUUGUUUCCUUAUUUUAAAUUAGUAUUUCAAUGAAUAAUUUACAAAUAAAGAACUUUGAAUACACACAUAACAUCAAAGUUCAGGCAAAUAGUCAAACACACUGAAAAUGAAAGAGAAAAUAGAAAUUGCUUGAAAAUUAAUUAGAUUUAAUGAUCUAUGCUUAAUGUCCAGCAGCAAAUAUCACACUCUAGGUCAAAAUAUAAUAAGAAUGGUAGAAUAAUAACAGAAUUAGUUGAAUUUAAGUGGUCAUUUUGUCAGGCUGACUUUGAAAACAGAGCUUCAAGAUGUUAUUCUUGAGAAGAACAUGUUAUAGUGUUCUUAUGAUAAUUAUGUUAUCAUGUUAAAUAAAAUAAAAUAUAAUCAAAUCAAGUGUAUUGUACAAAACUGGCUUCCAUCCUAUUGUACAUUUAUAAGUUCACAAUUUAUAAUGUCAACUACAGUUUUAUAGUAACACACACAUAUAUAUGUUAAUCAAUACAACACACACAUAUAUAUGUUAAUCAAUACAACACACACA
Messenger RNA from Mytilus trossulus (common blue mussel), 2348 nucleotides. Its product is annotated as phospholipase B-like 1. NCBI's taxonomy places the organism in Eukaryota, Metazoa, Mollusca, Bivalvia, Mytilida, Mytilidae. The record is from RefSeq and is a predicted model, not a curated record. The coding region runs from base 59 to 1672 and encodes 537 amino acids. The transcript has 10 exons. Gene Ontology annotation, molecular function: glycerophospholipase activity.